AUGGCUAAAAUCAAGGAAUUGAAGUUUGAAUUGUUCUCCCAACCAGCAUAUUCACCAGAUUUAGCCCACAGCGACUUUCAUUUGUUUCUUAACCUUAAAAAAUGGCUUGGAGGUAAAAAAUUUGAGACCAACGAGGAAGUCAUCGAUGCUGUAAAUGAGUAUUUUGAGGGACUUGACAUAUCGGACUAUAAAAAUGAUAUCACUGCAUUAGAGCACCGUUAUGAAAAAUGCAUGUCCUGCGUUCUGAUCUGCAGGUUAUUUUGGACCGUCAUGUUAGCAUUCAUAGAAUACUGUCAUUAUUAUUACUUUGUGGAGCAUAUGUACACCGCCGACUUCAUCGAUCUGGUGGACUGCAUAUGCGGAUUUCUGGCAUACGGCAAAGUGUUCAUAAAGAUUAUCUUGUUUUGGUUGAAUCAACAAAACGUCAUCAAGAUCAUGUCGAUAAUGGCAGACGAUUGGGACGAUUGUGCCAAGAGCGAUAUCGGGCUUCGAGAGACGGAAUACAAAGCGAAAAUCUCAGAUUGCCUUAUAAAUUUUGUAGUCAUGCUUCACGCGAUGGAGACCUGCGCAUGUUGUUCUAGCACUAUGCUCAAAAUCCUUCAAGUCACCAAUCGCACGGAGGAGCUGACUUAUAUGCACAAGUUCGAUAUGCCCUUCGACGUUAACACGCAACUCAUGUACAGAAGCAUAUUAUUCUCAGAAUUCAUCGCUGCGAUGACAAUCAGCUGUGUAGCUGGUGCGACGAACAUAUUGGUGUUGAGUCUGACAUUACACGCCGCCGGCCAAAUGGACGUUCUUCGUAACUGGUUCACGCAACUUGUACCCCUUGCAAAUGAGAAUAAACAUAAAUCCACCGUUAUUAUGCUAAAACGGAUCGUACGAAAACAUCAGAAAAUCAUUGAUUUUUCGGAAACCAUUGAAAGUCUCUACUCGCUGAUCGCGUUCAUGCAGUUCACGUCGAACAUGAUAAUGAUUUGUUCAUUGGGUUUUGUGAUCGUAACGUCAAUCGGUGGUCCCGACGUGGUAGAAAUGAUAGUGAGGUCCCUGUUGUUCUUCACCAUAACGAAUCUCGAAGCGUUUAUAUUUUGCUUCGCAGGGGAAUAUCUAAACAAUAAGAGCAAAUCCGUCGGCAUCGCAGCUUAUAACACCCCUUGGUACAAUUUGAAACCCAGUGACGGCCGAGUUUUGUUAAUUAUCAUAUUACGAUCGCAGAAGCAACUGACGCUCACAGCAGGAAAGAUGGUGGAUCUCUCCCUAGAAUCCUUCGCGAGUAUCAUGAAAGCCUCUGGAUCAUACUUGUCGGUGCUGUUGGCGAUGCAAUGA
This is a messenger RNA of Dinoponera quadriceps, 1323 nucleotides long. Its product is annotated as odorant receptor 45b-like. The transcript is spliced from 7 exons. The coding region runs from base 1 to 1323 and encodes 440 amino acids. Gene Ontology annotation, biological process: detection of chemical stimulus involved in sensory perception of smell; sensory perception of smell. The record is from RefSeq and is a predicted model, not a curated record. Lineage: Eukaryota; Metazoa; Arthropoda; Insecta; Hymenoptera; Formicidae. Gene Ontology annotation, cellular component: plasma membrane. Gene Ontology annotation, molecular function: nucleic acid binding; odorant binding; olfactory receptor activity.